AGUUGCUUUUGGGUUCGGAGCUGGACGGUCUAGACCUGUGCGGCCGAACUCUGCGUGGCGUCGCCGGCGUCCUCGGCGGCGAUGCACUGGUUGAAGAGUUCGGCGGAGCGCACCGAAGACUUCGGCGCAGGGCGACCCAAUGGAGGAGCCCUGGAAGUGUCCGAUGAGGUCGUGCGGAGCUAUAGCCAUGAGGCCGAGCAGCUCCAACGCUUGGAGAAGAGAGUGAAAGCAUUGGAGGCGAUGCCAUCGAGAGGCCCCAUCCCCAAGGUCGCUUCUUCGCCGCCGGCUGGGCAGGCGGAGAGCCUCCGCGACUGGGUCACCGGGUCGUUGGAUGCCCUCCGGCGCAGCGUCCAGGAAGAGCUGGGAGACUUUCGCACGCGCAUCGAGGCAUCUGAGAAGGCCAAUCGGGAGAUCCUCACCACGCUCUCGAAGACCGUGAAGGAGGGUUCGGAGCAAAUCAAGAGGGUGAGCUCCACCACCAUGGCCAUGGAGGAGAAGGUCAAUGGCCUCACCUUCGAUGGCGACGCCUUUCGACAGCUACGCUUGGAGGUGGAAGAAGCGGUUCAGUACCUGCAAGCACAGUGCGAAAGGGUGGAACAAGACUGUAAGGACCUGGAUUAUCGCAUGAGCGUGCAAGCCUUGGCGGCCAGCACCUUCAGCUUGAAGGUCGUCUCGAUGGAUGCGGCCACUCGUGAGAAGAGCUUGAAGUACCUGGCGGGCGAGGAGAAGCGUGUCAAGGCCAAGGCCUCCCCGCAGACCAAAGCAGCCAUGGCCGCGCGGCAGACGACCUCGCCGCGCGCCACGGCCGUGGCACAGCGGGCAGAGGGGCCAAGGCCGACGGGGCAGGUGAGAUCCGUCUCGCCAGAUUCCACGCCCCAAACGAGCCCGCGUGGCCCGGGUCCGCUCAACGAGGAGCGGCGCGAGACGCCGGGCUUGGCCGAGGCCCUGGUCUCAGAGGUCUUUUGCCUCGAGGCCGCGGAGCUCAGCGAGUCUGAACGAAAGAUGUGCGUCUCGCUGCUGAAGCAGCGUUUGGCGGGACUGCGCAGCUCCAAGCUGAACAAAGAGAUUUUGGAGGAGAUCCACCAGGAAGCACUCAGAUACUCCCAGCAUGAUGCGAUCCAGCACCUGUAGCAGCGCCGCCGAAAAGCAGCCGCCGCUGUUACGCCGCUGGUGACGGCGCGCGUGGCCGCGGCAAGUGCAAAUGAGGAGAUCAAGGUAGAGGAACAAGAACGCUGCUACUAGUCUACUAGGAGCAACGCUACGUUCGGGGCUCCUGGCCUUACUACUAGGAGCAAGAAGCUACUACCAGCAGUUUGAAAGGGGUGCCCUUGUCACAUCCCCGGCUCCGAGCGAAGGG
Molecule: messenger RNA, 1357 nt
Organism: Durusdinium trenchii
Lineage: Eukaryota; Dinophyceae; Suessiales; Symbiodiniaceae
Source: the annotation of a GenBank genome assembly